Messenger RNA from Drosophila grimshawi, 7919 nucleotides. RefSeq lists its product as uncharacterized. Bases 589 to 7140 code for a protein of 2183 amino acids. Lineage: Eukaryota; Metazoa; Arthropoda; Insecta; Diptera; Drosophilidae. The record is from RefSeq and is a predicted model, not a curated record. The transcript has 4 exons. Gene Ontology annotation, molecular function: protein binding.
CAAGUGCAACAAUUGGCACAAUUGGCGAUAAAUCAGCAGCAGCAGCAGCAGACGCCGCUUGAACUUUCAACAGACACCGCAAAAAAAGAAGAGAAAAAACGAAUAACGAAAAACAAUCUACCAAAACGAAGCAGUCUGAGGGCAGGACAGGAGGAAGAGGAGGAGGAGGAGGAGGCAGUGCAUCCAUUAACAGCAGCAGCAGCUUCUUCUUGCUCGUCUCGGUAUCGAUUUCGCUUUGGCUUCGGCUAUUUUGGUGGUGUGGCAGAAGAGCUGAAAAGAUACUUGGUGGAUUGCUAGGGGCCCACGCCACGCGGCGAAUGCAGCAUGUGGCCAUGUAAAGCCAACAACAACUACAACAGACAACAGCCAUAAAAACAACAACAAGAACAACAACAACAGCAGCAACAAACAGCAAACAAACUUGGCCACACUUGACAGAGUCACUUUAGCAGUCAGUUUUGUCAGUCACUUGUUAUUAUUCAAGUCAGCGCAGCGGAAAAGCGUCGAUGAGUUGAGCACCGAUAGCCAAGUUCAACUCAAUUCAAGCUGCUGCUCCCCAACCCUCCCUCCCUGCCACUUCCCACUGCAAUGGACGCAACGCAGCAGCAGCAGGAACAGCAGCCGCAGCAGCUAGCGGAACCAUCGAUAGCGAGGUCAUUGGACCAACAGGUGGAGGCAUCUUCCAUUGGUUCGCCCAAUCAUUCGCACUACUCGAAUCUCACCAAUACCAGCAAUAGUAGCAGCUCCCACAGCAGUAGCUGCCACAGCAGCAACGCCAGCAGUCCAUCUGUUGUCAGCGAUAGUAGCCGCAGCACUACUUCCACAUCCACAUCCUCCUCAUCGGCGCCGCAAUACAGCGAAGAUUUGCGUGCGUCAGCUGCAGUACAUCCAAGUCAGACGCCGAGUCAGAGUCAGAGUCAGCGUGGUUCGCAUUCAUCGCACAAAACCUGUGAAUUGGAUGUGGGCGAGGAGGAACGCGAUACCUUCUCACCCGUCUCCAGUCCUGAUUGCAACGGUGCCGCAGCAGUAGCAGCAAGUGUUGUUGUUGCCGGCGGCAGCAGAGAUAACAAAAGUUACGACACUAAAUUAAAACCAUCAUCGAAGGAGGAGAAACAGCGUCAGAACGAGGAAAUUGUCUGCAUGGAAACCUCGACAGUGUCCACAGAGACCGGCUCCUGGGAGUCGGUUUAUCCGAAUAUGCCCGCACAUGUGGCGUCCACAUUAGAGGAGCCAAAACCAGCGCCACCGCCACCAUUGGCGGAGGAGGAGGGCAUCACUUCCAGCUGCCUGCUACGUGAGUUUGAGAAGCGGGAACAGCAGCAGCAACAACCGUUGACCGGUUCACAGCAUAGCGCAUGCUUCAUCGAUGCAUCCUCGCUGCGCGAUGAGGAUGAGGUGCUCUCCACCUUUCCCAGUCUGGACUGUGUUCAGCCCUUGGAAGAUGCAACGAAGCCGACAAGCGAACUAGAAUUGGAACAGUUUCACAAGGCAUUCGCCAAGUGCAAAGGAUCGAGUCUAAACCAGCGCAGCAGUCAAUCCAAUUGCAGUUCAGAUGUGGAACCGGAUGAAACACAGCCGGAUAGCACGACGAACAACUUGUCCGAUGAGGAGAAACUGUGGAAGCGGGAACAACAGUUGCCCGCCAGUGGUGCCGAUACCAGCAGCGUCUCUUUGGCUGCCGCUGAUGCAGACUCCUCGGAUUCUUCGUUGAUGAGUGCACGACGACGUCGUGCUCCCAGCUCAGCGGCACCCGUACCGGUGCCUUACAGUUUCCAGCACAAUGCGCAACAAUUUAGCGUGCAUCCACUGGGUAGUAGUCCCAAGUUUGCAGCGCAUCAUGAUCUCAGCUAUACGACAGACUACUCCUCCAGUAGUCCGGCACACAGUCUGGUCUGGUCGGAGCAGGGCGGCAGGCAGCACUCAAAGCAGCCAACACAGCAGCAACAGCAGCAGCAGCAACAGCAGCAACAUGCUCCAACGAUGGCGCCACCCACAGACACGCCACACAAUUCAAUGGUUCAUGUGCUGGAGCACAUCUCGAGCAGCAACAAUAGCUCCAUACACAGAGAUUAUACGCUCAGCUCAUCGCUAUCGCAUCAUCGGGAUUCGGGUGCUUAUUGCAGUGAUGCAACCGAUUCACCGUUGCCACUGCCACGCACACCCAAACGCUCCAAGUUUGAUGAGGCGAAUCCCAUUGUGUCGGGCGGUGCAUCCAUUGAGGAUUUCCGCCAAAAGCAUUGCGAUAGUCCCAGUUUAAAGCGACGCACCGACACCUGUCCGAUUGUCUCGGGUGGUUUUGUCUCACUGGACUUUGCUGCCACUCAGCCGCAAGAUGAUGAGGACAAUGAAUAUGAGCAGGAGGCGGCCGAGGAUGCGGAGCUGGAGGGCGUUGAGAUGCGUGUGAAGAGUGUGCAGCAGCGUAAACCAUUGUCGGGCAUUGCAUCCUGGGUGGUGGACAUGAGCGAUUGCCGGCCGGAGCGACGCAAGAGCAGCAGCUCCACAUCCAGCUUGGAGGCGGCGACACGCGGCGAACGCUUUCGCGAACGCUCCGAUUCGAAUAGCUCGCACAAGAGCGGCUGCGGUUUCUAUGUGUCACUGGAUGACAUGGACAGAAAGCCAAAGACUAAACCCGAACAGGAGCAGCCAGUCCAGCAGCAGCAGACACUCAGCAAAUCCUAUACAGCGCCCAAAGCAUCCAAUUUCUUUGUGAAUCUCUCGCAGAGCGACUACCACGCCAAGGAGCAGCAGCACCAGCAGCAGCUGGACCAGGAAGAGCAGGCGGCUGCCAAACAGGAGCAGGAGAAGAAGAAUAUUUUUAGCAUGUUCAUUGACUUUGGAGAGUCGGCCAAGCCGCGUGCCACAAAUGGCCGCAAGGAGCCCUUCAAUUUGGCGCAACGCUUGAGCAGCUCGCUGAGCGUUGCCCAGCGUCGCAGCGAGGAGCUGAUGAAGUCCAGUGCCAGCUCCACAGAGACCCUAAUGGCCAAGAGCGGCACACAGCCGCUGAAGGAGGAGAGCAAAUCUCUCGAUUAUCGUUGUAACAAUAUGGAGCAGCAGCAGCAGCAGCAGCAACAACAACCCUUGACUGUGGCAGCUUUGAGACGCAUGUCCAGGCAGCAGCAGCAGCAGGAGGCGAGCAAGCGGCACAGCUGGGGCAGCAACACUAGCAGCAAGGAGCAGGUGGCGCCGCCAACUGGGGAUUACAAGCGUUCCAUUAGCCUAACUGCAAAUGGUGGCGAUCAGUGUGGUGGCGUCGGCAAUGGUCUGAUGAGCAUCAUUGACAAACUGCCCAUCAUCUCGAAGGCAUCCUCGCUGUCUGUGGACAGCUCGUUGUCGCCAUACGAUGACUACAGCGUUGGCGCCCUGAGCAGCUGUGGCUCCGAAGAGGAGGAGCAGCAACAGCAGCAGCAGCAGGAGGCGACUGUUGCACGUUUAAAGAAACGUCGUCGCGAUGCACAGCUAAAUGAGACCUACGACAAGAGUAGCAGUCUGGCCUCUGGGCUCACCGAGGGUGUGCUCUCCAAGGAUAUGUCGCCGGCAUCGAAUACGAAUACGGACACCGAUGAUCUCACCUUUCAGCAGGAUGAGCAGAUUGCGUUGCGUGAAGUGCAGCAACAGCAACAACAGUUGCCGGUGCAGGUGCAAUUGACAAGCAGCAGCUCCAAUCGUGCCUCCAUCAUGGAGACGAUCAUUGAGGCCAAGGAGACGGCAUCGCCCAAAAAGCAGGCAACAACAAGAACAGCAACUGCAACUGGAACUGGCACAGCAACAGCGCUCAGCAAUGGCCACACCAUGGAAACGUUGCAUGCCACAAUUGAGAAGCAGAAACAAUUGCUCGAAACGGUUAACGAGCAUGCCGAGCAACUGGCUCCAGCUGGCGCCGCAGCCAGCUUUGUGAAGCUCUCCGAUAUGGAUAAACCGGUGGCCGCCAAACAUGAACUACAAUCGCCGGAUGCGAUGAGCAAAAGUGCUGGGAAUCAACGCAGUGCCAGUGCUGUCAACGGUCAACGUUUCUAUCGCGAUGAACAGCAUCGUUCGACACGACCGCAUUCAUGGGCCAUGACACGCUCCAGUGGCAAUCAGAUCCAGCACUUUGCCAGCUCCGUCGACAAUUUACGCAGUCUCUCGCGACUCUUUCCCAAUUUCAGCAAAGAGUUCUCCAAUUCGUUGCCUGGUGAUAUGGCGCUGGAUAAUAAUAAUCCCGGACAGCAGCAGCAGCAACAGCAGCCACAAUUGGACUACAUCCAGACGGAUCUGAGUGGCGAUUCCAGUUUGGCAUCGAGUUUCAGUCGCUCCGGCAUGGAUGAGUCAUCGAUGAGCUGCCGUCAGCCGCGUCGCUUAGGCGAAGAUCUGCUCAAGAUGUUCCUGCAGGAGAUUGCCACCGAUAUGCUGGUCGAGGUGCAUGGACGACGCAUACGCGCCCACAAAUGCAUCCUACGCAGUCGCUGUCAGUAUUUUGCUGCCAUGCUCGCCGGUCACGGCUCGCAGAGCGUUGUUUCCCUGCAGGGCUACUCCUAUGCCGCUGUCCACUUUGCUCUCUGUCACAUCUAUUCGGGCGCCUCGCAUCCGCCCGACGGCAUUAGUCUAAUGGAGUUGGCAGCGCUGGCAGAUCUGCUGGGUCUGGAGGGUUUGAAGGAGGUCACUUCGCAUGCGCUGAAGACCAACUAUUGCCACAACUUCCAUAAGCCGUGCUCGGGCUGCAUCGAUGGCAUACUGCAGGUGCUGCCCGUCGCACUCAAUCAUGCGCUCGAUGAUCUCUAUCGCAAGUGCUUGCGCUGGACGUGUCGCCACUAUCUCAAGGUGUGGCCGACGCGACAGUUUGCCCAACUGUCGCCAGACAUACUCGGUCGUUGUCGCCAGCAAAUAGUUGCCUAUUUGACAUCCGAGACGGUGCUGGAUACGGUGCUCGAAUGUGAUCAUCUGGUUGCCCAGUUGUCCGCCUAUCGUUGGGGUCAUGUCUGUGAGCAGCUGGUGCGCGACAUUUUGGACGCCGCCUAUGGCUAUGUGGGUGAUCAUUUCGCCAGCUUGAUUGCCAGCGAUUCGUUUCUGUCGCUGGGCCAUGAUCGUAGUCGGCACAUUCCACGGCUGGAGUCGCUGCUGCUGCAAACGGCCGCUGCUCUGACGCCGGAGCAGGCCUGUCGCAGUUAUCAGCGUGUCACACGCUUGAAUACUGUGCUGCAAGCGAAACUCAUCCAAAUGCCCGAGAAUCUCGGUGAACUGGCCAAGGAGUUGCAGGGACUGCAGGAGGAGCAGCUCGACUGGCAGCCCGAAUACAUACGACUGGUCAGCGCUCUCGUCUAUGCCGUUGAACAGUGUCUCAUACGACAAUGUUCGCGUGCAAUGCGCGUUACGGCGUGGCAACGCAUGGAUCUGGAGCUGCGCAAGAAGAUUCAGACAAUGGCACGGCUAACGGAGCCACUCGAUCUCAAGCGCAACGGUGGCAAGCCGGUUAGCAAGGCCUUCUCGUUUGGCGGCAGCACACGCAGUCAGGAUCUCGUUCAAAUCAAGCUCGCCAUCCAGGCGCAAUCGAAGCGCGCCCAGGCGCACGAGACGCAACAGCAGUACAAGGCCAUCCACACCCAGACCACGUAUGAUCAUCAGCCGGGCAAUGUGCAGACCACGGAGCGGGGCGUUCAGGCCAAUCACGAUCUGCGCGAGGGCAACAGUAAAUUGCUCAAGUCAAAUUCACGCGCCUAUGUGCCGCAAACGCAUCGCGCCAGCUCGCAGUCGGCCAGCGAGCGGAACAGUCUCAAUUUGACAUCGCAUCGACGCACACAGUCCGAGGCGCCGCCAGCGACACAAAGGAAACCAGCAGUUGCACCAAAGCCCACGGAAAGCGCAGCGCCUGCAGCACGGAGCACAGCGGCGCCUGUGCGUCUAGGUGAGGUGCGUGCUCGCUACAUGGAGCCGCGAAAGCCGCGUCCAGUUAGCGCUGGCAAUACGGCCAAUGCGGGUCCAAUGCGUAGCGCCACCAGUGGCAGUAUACCGGCAACGGGGGCGGCGGCACGCAAGGCACAGGGCAAGAAGCUGCACAUCUCGUCGAGCGACAGUUCGCGCAACUCAAGUCCGGCGGCAGUGCGACGUGGCCAACAGAAUGGCGGCCAGCAGCAGCGACUGGGCAACAAGUCGAGCAAUCUGUCCACCGAUAGUCUGGCCAAGAGUGGCUCACGUGAGCGUUACUCCUCCGAUCUGAAUGUGGAUUCGCUGGCGGAGAGCAUGAAGAGCUCGGUGAUUACCAAUAAAACGAUCUCACACGAAUCGCUGACGAGCAGCUCCAAAUUGGCGCGCGUGCAGCAGCUCAACGGUGGUGGUGUCACCACCACCAAGCCACACACAAUUGGGCCGCCACAGCGUGGCACCCAGCGCACCUCGACGGUAGGCAACAAGGCGACGCGUCAGUUGAAGCAGCAGCAUAAUGCUACAAUCGGUGCCAGUGGUGCCUCCAACGGUUCCAGUCCCAGUUCGGUGCACACAACCAAAUCGGCAACCAGUCGCUUGUCCUCGGUGAGCAGCACUUUGUCCACGCGGGAGAUGUUCAAGCAGCGCUCCAUUUCGGUGCCGGCUGGCGGUGAGUCAGCACCAGCCAAGAGUCGUCCCAGUUUUCUCUCGGCCAAGUCGCGUGAGAUACUCGCUAAGCGAGCCGAGAAGAACAAGUUGCAACAACAGCAGCAGCAACAACAACAGCAGCAGCAACACAGCUCUGGGGAUGAGCGGCAAACACAGUUGCGUGCCUCUGCUGGACCGCUGCGCUCCUCAUCACAUUCCGCCGUUAGCAGCAUGCUGCAGCAGCACAAUCUACGCAACAGUCUGCCCUCCAAUAUACCCACACGUCGCCCCAAUACGCUGCACUUGCGCAAGACAACAUCAGCAACAACAACAACAAAAAAUGGUUUUAGUGCUCACAAGCCGCCACCAACCACAAAUGGUGGCAUGAUGAAUGGCUCGCAUCCGUACAAAACGGCCCAGGCGGUCAAACAGAAGUUGGACCUGCUCAUCGAUGGCCAGCAGCAACAGCAACAGCAGCAGCAGCUGGUGGAAAACAGCGAGCGACGUGUCGAAUCCAAAUUGGAGAGAUCGAGCACCUUCUGCAAGGACAGCGCCGAUCUCAAUAUAAAUGUCAGCGAACUGCAAAUUGUGGAGUAAAUAUACAAAACGGUCAUAUCAAAUAUGAGCCGAGCGAGAAUAAAUAAAUAAUAAACACCCAUACACGUCCCAUAAGGCAACUCUAGUCAAUAAUAGCAUGUAGUUGCAGGCGCAGGAAACAUAUUAACAAUAAAUCCAAUAAUAAUCAAUAGAGACGAGGACGAUGAUGAUGAGAUAAAACAUGUUACUAGCAAAGCAAACGAUGUGUGCACUCCCCACUAUAAAUUAUAGCAGUUACAUACAUAUAUAUAUAUAUAUAUAUAUAUAUAUAUAUAUGGAUAUAUAUAUAUUAUACAACUUAUUGUCCCUCCUCCCAAUACAAUACAAUACAAGAAAACAUAUUUAAAUACUUAUUAUUGUAAUGAAAUUGUAUGCCAGGCGGAAUCGAAGUCGAAGCAAUGUCAAAAAGUAUAACAAAUUUGGUGAUAUUAUUUAGUGUGUGCGCUUGCUUUAUGUUAUUAUUAUUAUUUUUUGUUGUAAUUUUGGCUGCAAUUUUCUGUGUGUGCUUCAAGUACUACUCUCAUCAUAAAAAGAACAAAAUUAACUAUGUGCUUUGCCAGCUGCAUUUAAGUAGUCUCUGCGCUGCAGCUUUAACAUCAUAUUUUUAACAAAAAGAAAAUAAAUAAUUCAGUCUCUAUCUCUCUCUACAUAUUUACCCAUAGCCCUAAUCUUAAUUACUUUAAGCCUUGCAAUUUUUUAUACUGUUCUUUAUUUGAAUUUUUACUCGUAGUAGUUCAGCGAAUCGGGCGCGCAACCAAGAAAAUGUUUUUUCUUUAAUU